AUGCGCAGCGAGCGUGCGGACGAAGCUCGGGGCCGCAGGGCGGAGGAGGAGAAGAUGAAGGCCCGAGAGGACGCCGUCAGGGAUCGCGACGCCGAGCUAGGGCAGUUGGCGGAGGCGCAGGCUGCGGAGCACAGCCGGCUGGAGAAGCUGGAGCAGAAGGUGGAGGCAGAGAAGGCCGAGCUGGAAGCCAAGGCGCGGGUCCUGGAUGAAGACCGCGUAGCCUUCAAGUCCCUCGAGGAGAGGUCUCACGCGGCGCUGCGAUCACUCUACAAGAAGGGCUUGAAGGAGCCGUUGGCUAGCAAGGGCCCCACCCAGCUGCUUCCUUACCUGGUCGAGGCGCUUGAGGAAGUCGUGAGCGGUAUCGGACCCUUGGCGGAGGGAGAAGCCUGCAUUCUUUCCUCAGCCGCGUUGACGCGCGUCUUCAGCCACCUCCAUCUUCGUGAUCCUGCUGCCCACCUUGACGAGCUGCUGGAGCCUGUGGACGCCGAGCACUACGCAGCUGCUGCCGAAGCCGUGAAGGGUCAGGUGAAGGCCCUGCUGAAGAGGUUCCGCGCAUUCGAUCCCGCGCCCUCAACUGGCGGUGCCGCUGAUCUUGCGACUCCGGCGGGUGGUGCAGGUGAGGGCGACGCCGCUAUGGAAGAAGCAUCCCUUGCGGGCGACGGUUGCAUCCGGGGAUGA
This is a messenger RNA of Aegilops tauschii subsp. strangulata, 678 nucleotides long. The record is from RefSeq and is a predicted model, not a curated record. NCBI's taxonomy places the organism in Eukaryota, Viridiplantae, Streptophyta, Magnoliopsida, Poales, Poaceae.